UCUGUUAUUAAGGAUUAAUUGUUACUGGAGAUGUGUUUCAAGAAGGCCAUCCCCUUUUCCACUGCUAGGUGAAUGAAGUAGAAUUUUGCGUAUUAUAUCGUGGCUUAGUUUAUCAAGAAACGCCUUAAAAGUAGGCAUAAAAGGCAAGUUGUAAUAUAAAGCCAGAAAAAUCAUUACCACGUGAACUUGUGCUCUAUCUUAUUUAGCACAUCACUUUUGUCUCCUUUUCCAAUGUGUGAUUUGCGUAAGGUAUCAUGUGCACCUUUCUUUGAAAACUUACUUGCCUAGAAGCGUGUCAGUCCUUCACAUUGACCAACCCUCAUCAGCUCGCCCUCCGUCAAGGGCGUCUCAUGCACCCCCUCUUAGGGACUUAGAAUGUUCAAAGGUUUCAUUGUACUGCGAGAUCCGACUCCGUUUUGGCCCAACAGACCUUACAGAUUUGGUGCUUUGAACUACAUCAUUAUUGAGCCCAAAAGCAUGUACUAUGUGAAUUUGUGCUCUGUCUUGUAUAGCGCUUUACUUUUCCAUCCUUUUCUGAUGUGGAAUUUGCUUAAUAUGUAAUAUGCGCCCUUUAAUUUCUUUGUAAGUUUUCCAUGUUAGAAAUUCUGCAAGUCUUUCAUCUUGACCCGCCCUCUAUCAAGGGCGUCACAUUAUCUUCUUGGGGGCCGAAGGAGCCUAUAGAGGGAGUUAGACUAGUUAACAUGGGCUGCAAACUAGUAGGAUGCGGCUCUGCAGUACCAAGUCUGAAAGUUUCCAAUAAUGAUCUUGCAAAAAUUGUUGAUACUAGUGACGAAUGGAUAUCCGUUCGGACAGGAAUCCGUAACCGUAGAGUUCUUUCAGGAAAAGAGAAUUUAACGGAUUUGGCUGUAGAGGCUGCGCGGAAAGCUCUUGAGAUGGCAGAGGUUAAUCCUAAAGAUGUUGACCUAAUUUUGAUGUGUUCUUCAACUGGAGAUGACCUUUUUGGCAGUGCUCCGCUGGUCCAAAAAGCACUGGGCUGCAAUAGCAAUCCAUUGGCUUUUGAUAUUACGGCGGCUUGUAGCGGAUUCUUGUUGGGUUUGUUUUCUGCUUCUUGCUACAUCAAAGCUGCUGGUUUUAAGAAUGUACUUGUAAUUGGGGCUGAUGCUGUUUCUCGUUUCGUUGAUUGGACUGAUAGAGGCUCCUGUAUUCUCUUUGGUGAUGCUGCUGGUGCUGUACUUGUGCAGGCAUGUGAUAUCGGAGAAGAUGGUUUGUUUGGCUUCGACUUGCAUAGUGACGGUGAUGGUAAAAGGCACUUGAUAUCCACUUUCAAAGAGAAUGAAACAGAUCAUGUAUCAAGUAAAAAUCAUUCUGUGAGUAAUCUUCCACCCAAGGGCUCGUCUUAUUCGUGCCUCCAGAUGAACGGCAGAGAGAUUUUCAAGUUUGCUGUUCGCAUGGUGCCACAAUCAAUCGAAGCAGCUUUAGAGAAAGCUGGUUUAUCUGGCUCUGAUUUCGAUUGGUUGCUCCUCCAUCAGGCAAACCAAAGGAUUAUAGAUGGUGUAGCAACACGAUUAGAGGUGCCAUCAGAGAGGGUGAUAACAAAUGUGGCAAAUUAUGGGAAUACAAGUGCUGCAUCCAUUCCCUUAGCAUUGGAUGAAGCUGUUCGGAGUGGAAAAGUGCAGCCAGGCCAUGUCAUUGCUGCUGCUGGAUUUGGAGCUGGCCUUACAUGGGCUUCUGCAAUAUUCAGAUGGGGAUGAAUGUUUUGGCUCAGUAAAAGUUUACUCGCACUGAAUGUUUACACUGAAUUAAUGAAUGUAAAAUAUGUAUCUUUUAUAUACACCUUGAAAAUUUAACGGUGAUUAUGCAGUUUUCAAAUUGGGACACAAAUGGUAGUGAACCGGUUUGAAUGAACUCGUUUAAUUACACAUGUAAAUUUUGAAAAUUCAAAAAAUAUAUAUUUUGAAGA
Molecule: messenger RNA, 1921 nt
Organism: Lycium barbarum (goji berry)
Lineage: Eukaryota; Viridiplantae; Streptophyta; Magnoliopsida; Solanales; Solanaceae
Product: beta-ketoacyl-[acyl-carrier-protein] synthase III A, chloroplastic-like
Exons: 8
Coding region: 594-1712 (372 amino acids)
Biological process (GO): fatty acid biosynthetic process
Cellular component (GO): chloroplast
Molecular function (GO): 3-oxoacyl-[acyl-carrier-protein] synthase activity
Source: RefSeq, a predicted model, not a curated record